AUGAAUCGUCCAAGAAGAGGCGGGGAUAUCUCUGCCAUCUUUGUCCACGCAGGGGCAGGGUUCCAUAGUCAUCACAACGAAAGAGCCCAUUUGGAAACCUGCGAAAAUGCUGCCAAAGUGGCAAUGGCAAUGCUUAAAAAUGGCGGGACCGCAGUCGACGCUGUUGAAAUCGCUAUCAUGUUGUUGGAAGAUGCCGAGAUCACCAAUGCAGGCUAUGGCAGUAACCUAACUAUCGAUGGCUCUGUCGAGUGUGAUGCUACAAUUGUCGAUCACAAAGGACGAAGCGGUGCAGUUGGUGCAGUGGCUCAAGUCAAAAAUCCAAUUUCAUUGGCACGAGUGGUCCUGGAAGCUUCGACGAAACCCCUGUCUUUGCAGAGAGUGCCUCCCAACUUCCUUGUAGGAUCGGGCGCGGUAGACUUUGCAUACGAACAUGGGCUGGUGGUGCUCCCCCAUGAUGGUCUAAUAUCCGUGGCAGCCAAGGAGAGAUGGAAUCGCUGGCGACAUGACCUGGAAGAUGCCGCGGAGAGGGAGAGACAGCAAAGUCCGACACGGUAUAGUCACAAGGCAUACGUCCGUCAACCUGUUCCAGUCCAUCCGGCCCAAUUACUCGCUACCCCUUGUAGCAUCGGACCUAGUUCGUUGGCUAGUUCUCCUCUGGCUUCCCACCCAACCAGCAACUACGUACCUGCAGACAACAUACGUGAUCGUACCUCAGCUCAAGAAGCACAGGGGCUCACUCCACCAGCCGAUCAAAACAGUGAGUACUCUGACUCGAGCAGGGCCAAAGGCGGUGGGUACAUCGAUGGUGCUUUUCCUGAGACGGGAAAUACUUCAGGUGCCUUGAAAGGAAGUGCUCUCCGUGACUCUAGUUCCGCUUCAAACGUGAAUCUCUCGGAGCACCCAGCUGUCCCCCCUGAGACUGGCCACUCAUCUAUGGACAUUGACCCGCCCGGAGAACCAAACCAGCAUCAUACAGACGCCGAUCAUAUUACAGACACUGUUGGAGCGAUUGCAGUAGAUCGCUAUGGAAAUAUUGCGGCAGGAUCGUCUUCCGGUGGUAUUGGCAUGAAGCAUCGUGGUCGAGUUGGACCUGCAGCGUUGGUAGGCAUAGGCACCAAUAUAAUUCCCGCUGACCCCAACGAUCCUGAAAAAACUUUUGUGGCUACUGUGACAUCUGGAACUGGCGAGCAUAUUGCUACAACUAUGGCAGCCAGUACUUGUGCAUUGCGAGUUUACUACAGCCAGCGUAAAUGCGAAGACGGUGCAUUUGAAUAUGUCUCCGAGGACGAAGCUAUAAGGGAAAUGAUCAAGAGUGAUUUUAUGGACCAUCCUGGUGUGAGGGGUAGCCUUUGUCAAGGUGCUAUUGGAGUCAUGGCAGUGAAAAAGACCGUUGACGGGAUUUUUCUUUUCUUUGGCCAUAACACCGACUCGUUUGCACUCGCUUCCAUGAGUAGUGAGGACAAGAAACCUGUGUCUGUCAUGUCUCGUAGCAGUGGAAACGGGGGCAUUGCUCAAGGCGGCCGUGCUUGUCGACACAAGAGGUACGUACAUAAAAGCUGCUAUGACCUCAUUGAUUAUCUGCAAAAACAAUGA
This is a messenger RNA of Aspergillus wentii DTO 134E9, 1593 nucleotides long. Its product is annotated as threonine aspartase 1. The record is from RefSeq and is a predicted model, not a curated record. NCBI's taxonomy places the organism in Eukaryota, Fungi, Ascomycota, Eurotiomycetes, Eurotiales, Aspergillaceae. Gene Ontology annotation, molecular function: threonine-type endopeptidase activity. Bases 1 to 1593 code for a protein of 530 amino acids. Gene Ontology annotation, biological process: protein maturation. The transcript has 5 exons.